This is a messenger RNA of Leptinotarsa decemlineata (Colorado potato beetle), 1615 nucleotides long. RefSeq names its product glyoxal reductase. The record is from RefSeq and is a predicted model, not a curated record. NCBI's taxonomy places the organism in Eukaryota, Metazoa, Arthropoda, Insecta, Coleoptera, Chrysomelidae.
AUGAGCUACUGAAUUUCUGUAGAAAGGAAGACAUAUUACUUCAGGCAUACUCAUCCUUGGGUGGAACAGACAACAGGGAUUUAUUAGAUGACCCCCAGGUCAAGAAAAUUGCAGAAAAGUUGGGAAAAACUCCCGCUCAGGUUUUGCUACGUUGGUCUCUCCAACAGAACAUUGCCAUCAUUCCAAAAGCUCGAUCCAAAAAAUAUAUCGAACAAAACAUUGACCUCAACUUCAGUAUUCCUGAUUCUGAUAUGGGUAUCUUGAACAAUUUCAAUCGAACGCAAUAUGCCUGGAAUCCAGAUACCAUAGCCUGAUUUGCAACAUUCUUAUUGUACAUAAAACUACAUAAAACUAAUUUACUGUUUAAGUUUCACUAACAGAUUCUUUAAUAUUUUUAUACUCAUGCCAUGGAGAAUAGUAAGGAUUUUUAUGAUAAAAUAGCAGAACUCUGCCUUGAUAAAUUCAAGGCACUACCUAAGUCUGGAAAACCAAACCUCGCAGAAUGGACAGUAUUAUCUUGCAUUGUGAUGGAAUUGAAAGGUGAUUUGAGUGUCGUAGCGUUAGGCACUGGAUCAAAAUGUAUAGGAAAAACGAAAAUGUCAGAUACUGGAGGUGUUUUGAAUGAUUCACAUGCAGAAGUAAUCUGUCGCCGAUCAUUCCUGCGCUUUAUCUAUUAUCAAAUGAAAAUUGACAGUUCCCUUCUACAUUUUAAUGAAGAUACUAAGAAGUUUGCUAUGAACUGUAAUGCCCAAUUUCACUUUUUUACCACUCAAGUUCCUUGUGGAGAUGCAGCCAUUUUUCCAAAACAGAAAACUGAAGAUAUUGGUGAUGUCAUGGAAGAGGGAGUGCCCUCCAAAAAAAGGAAGAGACAUGAUGAUGAUGAUGACUUAUUCAGAACAGGUGCAAAAUGUUUGGAAGAUAGUCAGCUUAGAGAUAUGAAACUGCCUGGAACCGGAUAUCAUAUUUUAGGUGCUGUGAGAACAAAACCAGGUAGAGGAGAUCCUACUCUUUCUGUUUCAUGCAGCGAUAAACUUUCAAGAUGGUGUCAUCUUGGAAUACAAGGAGCUCUCCUUUCUCUUCUAUUGGAAAGGCCUAUUUAUCUCUCCAGUUUCAUCAUUACAUCCAACACACCAUUUUCUGAGACAUCUCUAGAGCGUGCCCUGUAUGGUAGAGUUGGCAAUAUUUCGCUGAAUUAUCCAUAUCUUCAGCACAAAAUGAAUGUCUUCCGGUGUUCUAAGGAGUUUGAAUUCAGUAAAACUGAUGGCAAACAGGCUAGCCCUACUAGCAUAUCUUGGUGUGAUGUUAAUGAAAAAAGCUUGGAAGUGGCAGUUGAUGGAAGACGACAAGGGAUCACAAAGAAGAAAGCAAACACAGAGAUGGCAUACCUGAGAAUUUGCAAGCUGGAACUGUUCAAAAAUUUCCUAAUCGUUUGUGAAACAAAAAAUAUUAUGUUGAAAACGGGCUGUGAUAAUUACUCCUUAACUUACGAAAGUGUUAAAAAUUUUGCUGAGCAAUAUCAGAAGUCAUGGAAUAUGUUGAGAAAAAGUUUUGAAAUAUGGACUUGUAAAGAUAAAAACCUUAACAAAUUCUCCAUUAAAUGAAAUUACUUACCUAA